GUUCCCCAGUUCAGAUCAGUCUGGUUGUGAAUGAGUUAACAUUAACUUAUAAACCUAAUAUAAACAUAAACGUAACGUGUUAUUGAACAAAGUCUUUGAACUAAACUUAUUCAAGACGUUGGAUUUCAGUAAAGCGUAAACCAUAAACAGGAAACAAGGACUAGGUAAAACCAUUCUUCUGACAUCAAUGUGACAAGGAAAGUGACAACACAAGUGCUGAUUUCUGACUGACUAUUGACAAUCAAGCAGUGUUUAUGGCUCAGUAUGACCAACUGGAGGAUAAAGACUCGCUGGAUAUUCAUGAUAACCCUCCAGCACCAGACAAUGUUGUAAAGGAGGAAGACAACACAGUGUAUUUUGUGUAUGAUGAAGAGGUCGAGGAAGAAGAAGCCCCUCCUCCUCCCACCCCUGAGCCGGUGCUCCAGGUCAACGAGAGACCACACAAAUUCAAGGACCACUACUGCAAGAAACCCAAGUUUUGUGACGUCUGCGCACGAAUGAUUGUUCUCAACAAUAAAUUUGCCUUGCGCUGCAAGAACUGCAAGACAAACAUUCACCACUCGUGCCAGUCAUAUGUGCAGUUCCAGAGAUGCUUCGGCAAAAUACCUCCUGGUUUCAGACGAGCAUACAGUUCUCCUCUGUAUGAUCAAGAGAUUAAUAACCCUGGUCAGCAGAACCGCACUGAUCCGGUGUUUGACACGCUUAGAGUGGGUGUGAUCAUGGCCAAUAAAGAGAGGAAGAAAGGCUCAGAGGACAAAAAGAAUAUGUUGAUGAUGAUGAUGGAAGAGGAGGAAGCUCAACAGCCAAAAGAAGAUGAAGAGAUUGUUGAGGGAAAACAAGAUGGAGAUAAGAAAGACAAGACAGCAGCAGAUGACAAAAAUAAGAAGCAGCAACAGACAUUCAGCCAGUCUUAUUAUCUGGCGCUGUAUCGCUUUAAAGCCAUCGAGAAAGAUGACUUGGACUUCCAUCCAGGAGAUCGUAUCACAGUCCUGGAUGACUCUAAUGAGGAAUGGUGGAGGGGUAAGAUUGGUGAUAAGACAGGCUACUUGCCCAUGACAUACAUCAUCAGGGUGCGUGCUGGCGAACGGGUGUAUAAAGUGACACGCUCCUUUGUGGGAAACAGAGAGAUGGGUCAGAUCACACUGAAGAAAGAUCAGAUUGUGGUGAAGAAAGGAGAGGAGGUGAAUGGGUAUCUGAAGGUGAGCACUGGACGAAAACUGGGCUUCUUCCCUGCUGACCUGCUACAAGAGAUCUGAAUGAACAUCAUCGUCUGAUGAAGAUUCAAUCAUGAGGGAAUAAUAAGAAGGAUGGACAGAGAAGGAGAAAUUAAGAUGACAACACCUGAUGUCAUAAGUGACAUCACAGAAACUCGUUAGCAUGAAUAUGUGUGUGAGACUAUGCAAUAAUAUAUUUAUUCAUUGAUUGUCAAUGUAUAGAUAUAGUUUUUGUUUAAAAAAAUGUUCAGACAUGUUAACUCUCUGAAAAAUUUAGCAUGUUAAUCUGGGUAUGACAUAUUGAUAGGAUAUUGGACUUGGUAGACUAUAUCUGCUACGCUGAUGCUGGACUUGCUACUUCUAGAACAUACACAGUCAUACAGAGUUAAGCAUGUGGAAAUUGUGCACAAUUAGACAAAAUGCAAGACAUGCCGCAUUGAGCAUGUAGGACAUGCUGCUACACAAAUCGACAUACAAUCCCCCAUAUUAGACAAGUGGAGCUGGGAUGGAGGUGGGUUUUAGAGAAAAUCUCACACAGAGUGCUGCAGUGAAACCAGCUUAUUUGCAAAACUAAGCUAUUUAAAUGUUAGACAAAGAGAGAAACAAGUAAACUGGUUACCCGAUUACAUGUCAAAGGACCAGUCAGCUUACUGAGUCGAUUGGCUUAACAUGUCACGUGAGCGAGCCGAUUGGCUAACAGAUUACAGCUUGCGCUACAUAGGGUCAUUUAUUAUUUUUGUUAAUGAUUGCCAAGCGAUUGCCAAAAAUGGACAUGAAAAAUAGUAUAUUAAACUUAAAUUAUUAGUAGUAUUAUAUUUUGCAUGUGUUUGACUAAACUUUUAAAUUUGCAGCAAAAAAUCUUCAAAAUUGUUAUAAAUUCACUGCUUCCACUACUCAUAUAUAUAGAUCUAGGUAAAUAUCUCAUUAUAGCACAAAUGUAAUACUUCAAAAUCUGUAUUUCUUCAAAUUUUGUGAAUUUUCCAGGCUCAAGGAUUCGUCUAUCCAAAUUUUGCCAAAUAAAAAAAGUAUUUCCUGUUCUGUUUUUGAACUAGAGUUUUAGGUGUAUGCAUGAUAAAAUUCACACAAGACAUGCCAACUUACAUAGGAAGAGAGUAGAGACUAUGAUAAGUGGCCAACCACAGUACAUACUGUACAGUAUUGUUUCUUAACUCUUAAGGGAAAGUCAGCCCUGUAUUAGCAUUUCUCAAACAAUUGAUUUUGAUUCUUCUUCACAAUAUUCUGCAAUUAAUUAAACCUGAUCUGCUUGACUUGCAGACACUAUUCAGACUUGGUUUUGUAGAUAAUUCCUGAAGUAAAAAGCAGUGCUUGCAAGAUAGCAAUAGAAUACUGUUAGGUAGGUUUAGGUUUUAAGCUUUAGUUCUAUGUAAAUAUGUGUACAAGAAUCAGCUCAUACAGUAAUACAACACCAAAUUUGCUAUAUAAAUGGCCUAUAGAUUAAAUACAAGAAAAGCAGUGUUGGGUAAACUACUCAAAAAAUACUAAUUACAUAUCUAAAAUUGUAAUUAGAUUAGUUUACUGUUUCCUUCACAAAGUAAACACAUUUCUAAUUACUGUAAUUUUAAGUUACUUUCUAAAACACUUUUCCCAGAAGUUUUUGCUUUUCUGCUCAACCAGUUCAAAAUAAUAUCUAUUUUUCCUCCUUGUUCAGUUGUUCGAAAACAACUCAUACAUUCAGCACCACACAUUUCUCCCUUACAAUGACUUGUUAGGGAGUGCAUGCUCAUCAAAUUAACAUAAUUCAUGUUUUAAAUGUAAUCUACAUAAAUGGAAUUAUUUUAGAAAUAUGUGAAACACAAGCAAUAUACUAAAAAGUCAAUCUAAUUGUAGUUAAGUCAGUAACUGUAAUCUAAUGACAAGAAUUUGAAAUGUAAUGUGCUACACUACUUUUUGACUGAAACGUAAUUAAUCAAUUACACCCCACAUAAAAGACAUGACCAAUCAAACCUCAGUAAGCAAAUAAAUGCAAGAAACAAGGCCAAUUUCAUAUCAGUAUGCAAAUUUAAAUAAUUAAAAGAAGACAACUUGGAACUUGCGUAUCCAUCAUAGCUUUGUUGAUUACAGCAAAAUAUUUAAUCACUUCAUUGAUUUAAUGAUCCAAUUCUAUAUCCAUCCAUCCUCUAUAGCCACUUGUCCUAUGUAAGGUCACAAGUAGUGCUAGAGCCUAUCCCUGAUGUCUCUUGACAAAUAUUUAAGGACAAAAAAAUUGCUCCAGGUAACAGUGGCUAUAAUAAAAUCACAUAUAAAAAAUAAAUAUGUCAUUUUGGUUCUUUAGAUGACAUUGGUUACAUUAUGAGUGCUGAAUCAAUGUCAAGAUUUUCAAAAUGUAGGCUUAUCUUAAACAACUAAUAAAAAGUUUACAAAUAACAAAAAUUAUCUACAGAAAUUACAUUACUGACAUACAGUUUGUAUGGAGUCUGUACAUAAGUGGUUCAGCCUGAAUUCAUGUAUAUAACAUGUUAAUUGUUUUUACAGUAGGUUACUGAAUUAGUUUAGAGAAAUAUGUUGAGAAAAAAUGUAUUCUACACAUCAGGGAAUAAAUAGGCAUAAUUAAUAAUCAUUUAAGUAUUUCAAAAUUAAAUAUAUCUGCAAGCAAGCAAUGGCAGACCCAAGCACAUCUGGUCCAUUUCCAAUCGAUGGCUUUCGGAAAACAAUGCAAGGUGGACACAUGCAUUUGGCAUUUGGCAUUAUUCUAAACAAUUUUGAAGCAAUUUGGGUAAAUAUAAGAGGACUAUUUUAAAGUCUAUUUUAAGAGCCACACUUCCUGCUGCCAGGUUGUGGCACUAUGACCGUGACCCAAAAGUCACAUCAAUGUGAUUAGCCCCCAAGGCUAAACAUAAAUCAAAAUUUUGAUCUAAAUCACACAUUGCACACAGAAGAAAUGAGACCCAUUUUUCACCAUUAAUUUAAUGUCUUGCCAUGGCAACACCGUUCGAUAUAUCAAAAAUCUGCUUACAAUUUAGCAUCUUCAAUAUCUUUGCAUAAUGUCUAAAUGUGUUGAUGUACAGAGCCACCCCACACGCCCAUGUGUGAACUUUUGCCCUGUGGCUGACGACUCUGAUGUAUGUGUAAAAUUUCAUGAAAUGUUAAGCAUGCCAAGUGUCUCAAAAACACCCAAAUAAAGGAAGAAAGG
Molecule: messenger RNA, 4365 nt
Organism: Myxocyprinus asiaticus (Chinese sucker)
Lineage: Eukaryota; Metazoa; Chordata; Actinopteri; Cypriniformes; Catostomidae
Gene: stac3
Product: SH3 and cysteine rich domain 3
Exons: 14
Coding region: 255-1256 (333 amino acids)
Biological process (GO): skeletal muscle contraction; positive regulation of voltage-gated calcium channel activity; positive regulation of protein localization to plasma membrane
Cellular component (GO): extrinsic component of cytoplasmic side of plasma membrane
Molecular function (GO): protein binding
Source: RefSeq, a predicted model, not a curated record